CUGCGAAGGAGAGGUUACCAUGUGACACAGGACGUUGUUUACUUCUUUUUUAUUGACAAGUUUUCCGUUUAUUAAUUUGUAUGUACGCUAGAACUUAAGAAAUAUGAGUCUGGUCAAAGAAAUCGAGAAGCAUCUAAAGCAGAAAAGCAAUAAUGUGGAAGCAGUCGAAGAUAUUUUGAUUCAGGAUUCUGUACUUGAUCACAGCGAAGUCCCAGACUUUAAUGAAUAUGAGGACACAACUCCUGGCGAGAUUAGAAAAAAGGCUCCAAUUGAUUUGGGUAGCGAGUACAGUGGAAAGCCCAUAUCUAGGCAGGCUUUUUCCACGAGCAAACUCCAGGCUGAUUCCGACUUUAAAAACGCACUGAAAGUAUUGCUCAGUGAUGAUGAGGAGGAUCGACAUUCCACAGAAAUAGAAGAAGAGAAUGAACAAAGUAAUCUGGAAAAUUUGGAUUUGGAAAAUGAACAAAGUGAAACUGAUUUAGACGAUCAAGUUGAUGAAGAAGAAGAUGAAAGUCAAGGUGAAGAAGAGGCUAGUCAAAAUGAAGAAGAAUCAGAAGAUAAUGAAAGUGAUGGAUAUGAUGAUGAUGUUAAUUUAGCUGAUUAUGAAAAUCAAAAGCAGCCUGUGGAAAAAGACAAAAUUGAAAUAUUCUCAGCUAAGGCAAAAGAUGUGGGAUCAGAUGUUACUAAAGGAAAUGCUAUUAGAAACCAAUUAAGCAUAUGGGAGACACUUUUAGAAUGCAGGAUAAAGAUGCAACCAUGUAUAAUCGCAGGAAAUCAACUGUAUCAAAAAGACAAAUUUGAAAAAUUUAAGUCUGAGUUGACGAAAGUUGAUGAAGCAGUCAUUGAUAAGACUUACGCUUCUCUGAGUAACAUGAUGAAAACACUUUUGGAUGUUCAGGAAUCUUUAAGUUUGGUUUCUUCAGAGUACCAGAAUUUUCUGAAAAACCAGGAGAGCUCAAAAAAUAACAUUAAUGAUAAUCACAGUGAUACUGAAAUGAAUGUUGAUGAUGAUGAUGAUGAAAGUAUAGAAUCUUCUUUAGCAUCAGGUGAAGAUCAAGAAAAGGAAAAUGAAAGUGAAAAUGUGUCGAGUGAAGACGAGGAUAUUGAAGAAGCCCCAAAAGCGAAAAAAGCUAAAGUCACAGAUUCUAAAAACUUCAUCAAGGAUACUUAUGAACAAUUUAAGCCAUUUGGAGAAUCAAGUAUACGCAAAUGGUAUGAAAGAACAAAGGUGGCCAGUGGCAAGGCAAGCAGCAGUGACUUCUCUGCGUUCGACCAAUCACCGCUCAAGCAGAUAGAGCACAUCCUGUACGAUAAGGAAAGGCUAAUAAAGAAGACACAGUUAUUGCGCUCCGACUAUGGAAUACUCGGCAAGCAGAUAGAAGUAGAAAAACCAAUCGAUGAAGUUGAAGCUUUGACAUCUAAGAGCAAAGUUCAGAAUGAAUAUGAUGAAGAAAUCUUUGACGAUAAUGACUUUUAUCACAAACUCCUUAGAGAUUUUAUCGAAAGAAAAUCUACCGAUGUCACAGAUCCACUCAAACAUGGAAGGCAAUGGCUGGAAUUACAAAAAAUGAGAAGUAAACUGAAGAGAAAAGUCGAUACAAAAGCAUCAAAAGGCCGUAAACUUAGAUAUACAGUACAUAACAAGCUAGUCAGUUUUAUGGCUCCAAUACCAAAUAACCAGUGGACUCCUGAAGCCGAAGAGAAAUUGUUCAGUUCACUGUUUGGAAAAGCUACUGUAAAAUAAUUUCUAUCUUUGUAUAUAUACUGUAUAUAUUUAAAAGAAAUAUAUAUUAUUAUUAAUUUUUUA
Cimex lectularius (bed bug) is the source of this 1807-nucleotide messenger RNA. RefSeq names its product protein AATF. Gene Ontology annotation, cellular component: nucleolus; nucleus. Lineage: Eukaryota; Metazoa; Arthropoda; Insecta; Hemiptera; Cimicidae. The transcript has 7 exons. The coding region runs from base 104 to 1744 and encodes 546 amino acids. Gene Ontology annotation, biological process: regulation of transcription by RNA polymerase II. The record is from RefSeq and is a predicted model, not a curated record.